Messenger RNA from Penicillium antarcticum, 1260 nucleotides. RefSeq lists its product as uncharacterized. NCBI's taxonomy places the organism in Eukaryota, Fungi, Ascomycota, Eurotiomycetes, Eurotiales, Aspergillaceae. The transcript is spliced from 2 exons. Gene Ontology annotation, molecular function: Hsp70 protein binding. Gene Ontology annotation, cellular component: cytoplasm. The coding region runs from base 1 to 1260 and encodes 419 amino acids. Gene Ontology annotation, biological process: protein refolding. The record is from RefSeq and is a predicted model, not a curated record.
AUGCAACUAUUACGAUUCCUAGUUGCGCUCGCCGUCGUGCUAUUCUCCGUCGUCGUCAUUGCCGCAGAAGAUUACUACAAGGUCCUAGGACUAGCAAAGUCAGCCUCAGAAAAGGAUAUCAAGAAGGCAUACCGAACCCUGAGCAAGAAAUACCACCCCGAUAAGAACCCCGGCGACGACUCAGCCCGCGAGAAGUUCGUCGAAAUCGCCGACGCAUACGACGUCCUGUCAACAAGCACCCUCCGCAAAGUCUACGACCAAUAUGGCCACGAAGGCGUAGAACAACACCGCAAAGGCGAAACAGCCGGCGGAAGCCACGACCCGUUCGAUCUAUUCUCACGCUUCUUCGGCGGCGGCGGACACUCCGGCCACGCACCCGGCCACCGACGCGGACCAGACAUGGAAGUACGCGCGGCGCUACCACUGCGUGAUUUCUACACAGGUCGGGAAAUCAACUUCCUCGUCGAGAAGCAGCAGAUCUGCGAUUCGUGCGAGGGUACAGGAUCGAAGGACCAGGAAGUUCAUACCUGUGACCGGUGUUCUGGGCGCGGGAUGGUAAUCCAGAAACACAUGCUUGCGCCUGGUAUGUUCCAGCAGGUUCAGAUGGCUUGUGAUGCGUGUGGAGGGAAGGGAAAGAAGAUUAAGAAUCCUUGUCCUGUUUGUGCGGGUAAUCGGGUUGUGCGGAAGGAGAUUGAGACCAGUGCUAGUAUUGAGCCUGGGAUGGAUAAGGGGACGAGACUUGUAUUUGAGAAUGAGGGUGAUGAAAGUCCCGAUUGGAUUGCUGGAGAUUUGAUUGUUAUUCUUGAUGAGAAGGAGGCUGAGAUGGGGCAGACGGAUGAGGAGCGCACUGAUGGUACUUUCUUCCGGAGGAAGGGGAGGGAUUUGUUCUGGAAGGAGACGCUUAGUUUGAGAGAGGCCUGGAUGGGUGAGUGGACUCGGGAUGUUACGCACCUCGAUGGGCAUGUUGUGAGACUUGGACGGGGUCGUGGUCAGGUUGUUCAGCCUUUGGCUGUUGAGACUGUUCAGGGGGAGGGUAUGCCUUAUUACUCUGAUGGUCAUUUGCAUGACCACCAUGAGGGCAAUGAUGAGCCUGGCAAUCUUUAUGUCGAGUAUACUGUUGUUCUACCGGAUCAGAUGGAGAGUGGGAUGGAGAAGGACUUCCAUUCGCUUUGGGAGAAGUGGCGCAAGAAGGUUGGUGUUGAUUUGGCUAAGGAUAGUGGGCGACCUGUUUACUCUCCUGAGGGCAAGGAUGAGUUGUGA